Messenger RNA from Oenanthe melanoleuca, 2060 nucleotides. RefSeq names its product testis expressed 264, ER-phagy receptor (gene TEX264). The record is from RefSeq and is a predicted model, not a curated record. Gene Ontology annotation, biological process: reticulophagy; protein-DNA covalent cross-linking repair. NCBI's taxonomy places the organism in Eukaryota, Metazoa, Chordata, Aves, Passeriformes, Muscicapidae. Bases 559 to 1524 code for a protein of 321 amino acids. The transcript is spliced from 8 exons. Gene Ontology annotation, cellular component: replication fork; autophagosome membrane; endoplasmic reticulum membrane.
GCAUUGCUAGCUAACUUUAACCUGACCUUUUUCUGGACUACUCUGGUGCCUGUAGAGGAAAGGUGCUGCUCAGUAAGCAGGUCCUUGGGACUGCCUUGUUCUGUAAAGCGUUGCAAGAAAGGUGACUUCCUUCUGAUUCUACCUGCAGUAGUUCCUUGCCCAAGGGAGAGCACUCAUUGAAUUUGGAUGGGUCUGUGGCCCCAGGUCCUGCUCUCUCAGUCAGAAGCAAAGGACCAGUGGGUACCCCCUCAGUUUGAAAGGGAGUGGGAAGGACAGACAGACCUGACGUGACCUACAGGAGCCUGCAGUCUUUCCUGAGCAGGACACUCCCUGUGCUCUGCUGCUUUCCUGCUGUUUCCUGCUGCAUCCUGGAGAAGCCAAAGCACAGAAGGACCACAGCAGGACACAUGGCAUGUGCUAACACAGCUGGAAGUCCUGGCCACGCCCUGCUGGUGGCACCACAGAUCCUGCACCCCUGUGGAUCAGAUGUCUUGAAGCGUUUCUGGGCUGAGCUGGUUUUUCAGUGCCUCAGGAGCUGUGGCGCACCAGGGGUCCAUCAUGACUGACUGGGUGCUGCUGGGGCUGAUCGCAGCGCUGGUCGUGCUGCUGCUGCUCACCGUCUUCGGUUUCGUCGUCUACUCGGGGCUGUUCACCGAGGUGGUUGUGAGUGCUGGCUCCCCCCCUGUCGGCAACAUGACACUGGCCUACAAGUUCAGGGUGGGCCCGUAUGGAGAAUCCGGGCAGCUCUUCACGGAUGGCUGCAGCAUCUCCUCGAAGCUCUGCUCCAUCGGCGUGUACUAUGACAACCCUCACACGGUGUCUCCGGAGAAGUGCCGCUUCGCCAUAGGCCGCAUCCUGAGCGAGGGAGAUGAGAAGCCGUCAGAAGAGCAGAUCAAACGGUUCCAGAAGUAUGGCUUUAAGAUCUUCAGCUUCCCUGCUCCCAGCCACGUGGUCAUGGCGACCUUCCCGUUCACUACACCGUUGUCCAUCCAUCUGGCAGUCAACCGUGUCCACCCAGCCCUUGACACUUACAUCAAGGAGAGGAAGCUGUGUGCCCACCCCCGGAUCGAGAUCUACAAGCAGGACCGCAUCUACUUCGUGUGUCCCCUUGCCCGCCAAGGGGACUUCUAUGUGCCUGAAAUGAAAGAACUGGAGAGGAAGAGCAGGGCUGCUGCAGCUGUGGCUGAGGAUGCCCAGACAGACAUCACAGGGGUCGACACCAUGAGUGAGACAAGCUCCAUCAGCAUGGAGGCCACAACUGACAGCAGAGACACCUCGGUGGCCACCUCCAUCCUGCUGCCCCUGCCAGGCAGCCGCGGGCGGGAGGAGGCGGACAACCGCAGCGAGCACAGCUACAGCGAGUCGGGAGCCAGCGGCUCCUCCUUCGAGGAGCUGGACCUGGAGGGUGCUGGGGACGGGGAGGGAGCCCCGGGGCUGCUGCCUGAUGUGGGCUAUGCAGGCAGCCAGGAGGUCACUGACAAGUGGACCAAGGAGCCCAUUGCUGCUGAGAGAGGAGAGGAAUGAAGAGAGACCUGGCUGCCUCACUUCCCGCUGGGGUCUGAGUUACUGGGAACCAGUUGCCUUUCCCACCUCCUUCCUCUCCAGCCAAGAGAUUUUGGUUGCUGAUUCCCCCCAGGACCUGCUCUCCCUCUUUGCAGAAAGGGUGUUUUAUGGUUUUUGGGGGUGCUGGGAGGUGGGAGGGGGAGGAUUUCUGUGGUGCUUGGUGGCGCAGGGUUAGGUUCAGGCUGGGUGGACAGUGAAAUGCAUUUGCUGUUUGUGUGUGUCCAGGCAUGUUGCAGAUUCCUUGCAGGUGUCUGGGGGAUGGUGGUGGAUGUCAGAGAUUUUCCCCCUCAUCUCUGCUGGUGCCCCUCUCACCCACAGCUUCUCUCUGCUGCACCACCACGUUUUCUAGCACCAAAGAGCCAUGAGUUGGGUCAGUUGGGUUUAUUCCGCUCUUCUCUUCCCCUUGCUGAACAAUGGAAACAUCCUGUGUAAAUGUGGUCCUCCUGGCACUGCCACAGGCGCUUUGGGGUCUGUAAUAAAGUGGAUGCUUUUCCUCA